AUGACACGGUGGUUCCGUAGCUUUUUCCUCGCAGCCGUCCUUGCUGUAAUCCCAUCAGUCGCUGAGAUCCCCGAUAUAGAAGAGUGUGAGGAUCCAGCCUUGCAGUUGAGUCAGCUCCGUGCUACCGCGAAAUCCACAGAGGCGAAGGAGCCCAAUGAGACACAGUCGACUCUGUCGGAGGAUGAUAUUUUGGAGGCCUUCAUGGCAGCUCAACCAGACUACAACGACACCGAAGCCUCCGACUCGUCCCUGCCGACCUUGAAAUCCGGUGGUCACCACGGCAUCCGGCAUGCAGGAAACAUCCGGACCCUGUACCAUCAGACCAGCAGCUGGGCCGGAGACCAAAUCCUCAAGAAUGGUGCCGAUCAGUUCCAAAAUGACCCAAGCUUCCGCCGCGGCCACAUUGGCUUUUGCGGCGGCGGAAUCUACUUUGCCUUGAGCCCACAGGCCACCUACGGAAAAGCCGUGGGCGUCGACUCCAACCAUGGAUUCAUCAUUGAGGCCCGAGUAGAUCUGGGCCGAGUCCACACCAAGGGCUUCACCUGCACCACAUCGGUGAGCUGUUGGGCCAAGCCGCUGAAGCAGACCAUUCAGUGCUUGGACCGAGGUUUUCACGGUGGUCAUUGGCAAAAUGAAGGAUAUGACUCGAUCCUCUUCAACCCAGGCGAUGGAGGUGAAUACAUGAUUUGGGACAAGAACCGCGUGUUGAGUAUGCGCCGUGUGUGA
This is a messenger RNA of Cladocopium goreaui, 726 nucleotides long. The record is from the annotation of a GenBank genome assembly. Lineage: Eukaryota; Dinophyceae; Suessiales; Symbiodiniaceae.